CAUUAUCUAUCGAAAGAUAUAUGUCGAACUUUAUCAAGGUUUUGUUUGUCAAACCCGGCAUUGAACUCGCUAUAGCCUAUAGUCCGCGCAUUAAAUUUUAUAUUAAGUUUUUUUCUAAAGCUUUAUUUACUCUUAUAUAAUAAAAAGUGUUAAUUAUCAUUCGCUGUGAUGAAUAAAAUUAUUUACUAAGAUACUUGUUUAAUAUUUACCGAUUUAGAGUUUCAUUUAAAGUUUUCCUUUUGCCGAUAAUUCCAUAAAAAAGCUUUCGAUAUAAAAAGUUUACCUUUUUAUAUUAUGGCGAGAGAUUAUAAAUAAUAUUUAUGAAUCAAUAUCUAUCGCAUUUUUAUAAAUACUCAACGAAUCAAAAUCCCAACAUCGAUUGUCUUACAAAUUGAAUUCGAUCAACGGUGUUACCAGUAGGUAUCAAGAACAAAAUAAUCGGCGAUGGAAACCUCGCUAACUAUAUUACUAAUAUAUUACUACUUGGAACACAAGAGUAUCGAGUUAGAGUAUCAAAAAGCAAACGCACAGCAAACUAUCACAUCUCAAAGCUAUCGCACAACCCACACGAUAUCAGAAUAUAGGUUUAGUGAUUGCGCAUAGGUAUAGGCAUGCAGUCGUCUGUAUUGGCGGUUUCGCGAGUCGCUACGUUCGUUCGCGCAGGUGAGAGCGGCGCAUGCAGGGCGUUAUCCAGCAGCGUGACUCCUCCCUGCCUCUUCGCGCUUGCGGCCCAUCAUACGGCGUGCAGCACAGCACACAUAUACACACCUCUCUCUCGUAGUGUGUCUGGCGCUGGCACUUGCACUGCAUACGUGAGGCGUGCGUGCAGCUCGCAUCUUUACGCUGCUGCUUGCUCCACUGUCAUGAGAUAGCUAAAACUCCGGUUUCACACGUACGCAGUUUUGCUUUACGUUUACAGAGGUGCAUGUUCAACAUGAGCUUGCCAACACCAGAGGACACAAAUGACAAUGCAGUUGCAAUCCAGGCAGCAGCACAAGCUAAAGAAUGGGUGAAAUUUGAAGAGGAUACACCAGCUGCAUCAUCUACUCCAAAAAAAGCUAAAGAUGCAGAAUCAAGUGCUCCGGCAUUUAUCAAGCCAGAGUCUGUAACUGUUGAUGUAAGCAAAAUUAACAGGUCCUUGGAUACAUCUGAUGGCGAGCACAAGAAAAGUGAAAACUACAGUGGAGCUGUAAUAGCAACUAACUCCGUACAAAUUAAUUUGGACAGAUCAGGACUCAGUCGUUCAGUGACUAAUGAAGAGCCUAAUUUGCAGUCUUCGGCUGCAGGUGUUUACAAUCCAAAAAGUGCCUCCUUGAAAACUAUAGAUUUGAGAGAUACCUCUAAUGGCAGAAAUAUUAUAAGUACCCCUAUUGGUAAUAUAAGACAAGGUUUUGCUAAUGGUGACACCAUUGUUACUCUUUUACCAGUUAAUACUAAGUGGCCUUGGAUAACUCCAGCUAGAUUCCGUCCAGAACUUGUACCUGAAGAAUUGAUGGCACAAGGACUGACAUUAACAGUGGAGGACUAUGUACAAAUAAUGGAACUACUUGUUAAUGAUGUUCGAUUCAACAUGUACAAUAUUUGUUACAAAAGAAUUCUUGUAGUAUGGAUAUUCACAGCUUUUAUGGUCUUAUUGGGACUGCUAUUCUCAGGAGUGACAGGACUGACAUUAUUCGGUCUAGGAGUAAUGUGGCUGGUCCUUAAUGCUGCUGCCAUAUUCUUAUGUAUGUUCAUCAAAAUCAAGCUCAACCACAAUCUGGAAAAAUGUAUGGCUCAGGUGAACAAGCACCUGCUGCGACAUAAAAUUUUACUCGGGCUCGACGACAGAGGAAAAAUAUCCUGCCACAAAGUUAAUUUGUGCUUUAUCUACUUCGACACCACGGAUUGCAUUAAAAAGCUGCAGGAAGUGAUCGAGCGCGAGGAGCGCGAGGGCCGGCUGAUCGGCAACAACGACGAGAGCUCGCGGUCCAGACGACAGCGCGAGCUCCAGCAGCGCAUGGACAUCGACGACAGUGACAUCGUGAUCCAAGGCGCAACCACCACUCGGGUCUCGCGCAAACAGGAGCGCGCGGAGAUGCUGCUGCUGAGGUACGCUUCGCGCUGGGCACACCACUUCGUGCGCAGGCGGCUGGAGCUUGCGGUCGACUCGCAGCUGCGCGGCCGCGCCUUGGCCACCCUCAAUCCCAACCAGCCGCCCAGGCACUGCGUCAGCUCGCACUGCCCCUGCCAGUUCAUCGAAGACCAUCUCAAGUACAAGCCCAAAGGCAAGUUCACUUAUUUGCGUAGCUUCUUCCAAAUGCCCGACUUCCGCUCCAGCUAGGCGCGCGCGCCUUCUACCUCGUCUCGCGUCCGGUCUUUUUUUCCAAUUUUCGUCGAAACGCUUGCGCCUAAUCACUCGGCAUUACCUUCAUCGCAGCUAAUUCCACACCAUCAUGGCAUAUCUUGCUUUUACUACUUAUGCUAAUACGAAAACUGCAGUAUUGGUUUUGUGUUUUUACGUUCACAAGUGACGUUUGUUCCUUAUGAUUAAUGUGAUUGAUCGCGCAUUCCCACUGCAGUUUUGUUGAAAUCGGGUUCAUUUCAUAGCGCAAAGUCCAAAUAUCUAGCAAUUUUCAAAACACUAUAUUUUAAUACAGACAACAUUACAAGAACCUUCUCAAAUUUCUAUCAACUUUCUAUCACUAUAAUUUGUAAAUUUCAUCACUUUAUACAUCUGGCAAAAUGUGUUCAAAGUGUGCCGAUAUAUAUGCACCUUCAUUACUUUUCUUAGCGAUAGCAUAAUAGAAAAGCUUAUACUUAGCGCGUUAAUUAAAAAAUCUUGUUCUUUCAAAUUCUUUUCAAUUUGAUUGUUUAAUUGCAUAAUUCGAUGAUGGAAAAAAUGGCUUGUUGUCAUAAAUUAAUAAAAAAUGAGUGAAAUGAUAUUAUGCAAACGAAUUAUCGGUUUAUGUACUAAUAAAAAAUAAUAAUUUAUUUUAUAUAGUACAAAAAAGCUUUACUCGUGCAUCCAAUGGUUUGGGUAUAAACUAACCAAUGAGCUUCUCACAAGACAAUAUACAUGUGCAUUCGUAAUUAAAUUUUUUUUGAGUACUGUUGAAAAUUUACACUCAAUUGAAUUGGGAAAACUUGCCUCAAUGCUAUGUAUACUUGUAAGGGUUACUUAUACAGUGAUAUUACAAUCAAACAAUAAGUUGCAAACUUAUAUAUUGACUUUGCUAUUGCAAUGUACGAAAAAGUUUAAAGAAAUGGAUGUUACUAUAUAAUUAUCACAUAUCGAUAUUGAUGUAUAUAAUACGUCAGUUAAUAGAUAACAAGAUAUAUCAGUAAGCACAAACACUUUCUUAUCGUGUACUCAUGUCUUUAUAACCGACGUUCAGAUAAUAAUCUACAAAUAUUCAAGACUUUUUCAACUAAAACUACUAAACACCAAUAUACUACAAAUUUUUCUACAAAUUUACUUUAUCGACUUUUUUAAAUCCAAUCUUUUAUCAACACGACUGAUUAUGACUUGGAAUAUCAAGUAUAACUAUAAUUUCAUUGAUAUGUUGUUGAGCUGAAUACUCAUCAUAUGAAAUAUUUUCAAACAUUAGAUACGUUCAUCUCUUAAAUAAUAUAUAUUAUAUAUUUUGAAAAAAUUUUGAUAAAUGCACUUAUUAGACAAUGUAUCUACUAAAAUAUAAUUUAACCGGUUUGCGUUGUCUAACAAAACUGUUUUUUUCUAUAAGAGAAAAUUAUUGUAAUGCCGUCAAUUUUCCAGUGACAUUAUUUCAUCGAUAUAAUUUUUAACUAAAGUAUUUUCAAGAACCGACAUUAGAUCCAAAUGCGCACGUUUCGUAGUGAUAACAAUAAGCAAAAGUCACGGUAACAAGUCUCAUAAAAGUAGGCUCGAAUAAGUAAAUAAGUAGCCACGAAACGACAGCGCGCUAUAAAAAACAAAUUAAUUCACUUGCUGAUGCAUAAUUAAUGUCGUUGAUUAUACCAGAUAAAUUGAAAGUCUUGAUUAACAUCCGAUACCCGAAAAAAGUUUCAGAUUAAUCGAUGUAGUUUUGUGAAAG
This is a messenger RNA of Phymastichus coffea, 4052 nucleotides long. Its product is annotated as transmembrane protein 268. The record is from RefSeq and is a predicted model, not a curated record. The transcript is spliced from 5 exons. Lineage: Eukaryota; Metazoa; Arthropoda; Insecta; Hymenoptera; Eulophidae. Bases 926 to 2320 code for a protein of 464 amino acids.